AUGGCGAGUAUGGUCACCGAGAACGGGUGUGGAGUGGCAGCGGAGACGGCACAGCCGCAGGGUCCGGGUCGGGGCGCGGUCAGAUGGGGCUCACAGCACGCCGGUGCCCGUGAACUGGCUAGCCUGUACUCGCCAGGCAAACGAUGUCAAGAAUGGAUCAGCGUCAUCCUCUGCUUCUCUCUCAUGGCCUUCAACUUAAUUCACCUUCUUGCCAAUUUCCAUCUGGGACAUGUGUGGUACAUACAGCUGGGCAUCGUGGCAGGAAUACUCACCGCUGACUUUGCGUCGGGACUCGUACACUGGGGGGCCGACACAUGGGGAUCAGUGGAUCUACCCAUCUUUGGAAAGGCGUUUAUUCGGCCGUUCAGAGAGCACCACAUCGACCCCACAGCCAUCACCCGUCACGACUUCAUCGAGACAAACGGUGACAACUGCAUGCUGACCAUCGUCCCUCUCGCAAACAUGGCCUUCAACUUUCUCACGCUGUCCCCUGCGGAGAUUUACCACAUCUACCCGUGGUACUGCUACUUGUACGCGCUGUCCAUCUUUGUGACGCUCACCAACCAGAUCCACAAGUGGUCGCACACGUACUUCGGCCUUCCUCGCUGGGUGGUGCUCCUGCAGGACUGCCACAUCAUCCUUCCUCGCAAGCACCACCGCAUCCACCACGUCUCCCCUCAUGAGACGUAUUUCUGCAUCACCACAGGUUGGUUAAACUAUCCUCUGGAGUGGCUCGGUUUCUGGAGAACCUUGGAGGAUCUCAUCCAGGGCGUGACGGGAGAGAAACCCAGAGCGGACGACUUAAAAUGGGCUAAGAAAGUGAAAUAACUCUGAAGGCUAACUGCAUCCUACCUCAGCAACCUCUGGCUCUGCCCAGGCUUCUCGUCGUGUUUUCUCACCUCACUGAAAAACUGCAGCUCACAGGAUGAACGGCUAACCGUUUCUGAUGCCAUAGCUUUAAGUCUUGCACAUUUUUUUUUCUUUUUCCUCUUUCACCAAGCGAGGGCUGUUUCUGGGAUUUUAUUUCAUAGCUUUUUUACACAGAUACAUUAUCUAAACUGCAAUAUGCUAUAAGCUUUUUAUUCACAGGUCAUCGUUUUUUUUUUUUUAAGUUUUUGCAAAUAAUGUAUCACUUUCCAAAGGAGGUGAGACUAUUACUCUGAUCUGAACCAGCGCUGUGGAGGAUGAUCACACGCCCGAUCAGGAGAGCCUGUAGCCACAUUUUUACUCGUCACCGCUUUAUUUUCUGUUGAACGAAGAAGCUCUAAAGAAUCGAAUUUGAUCUGAACGUUCUAGAAUCAGUCAGUUAUGUAGGAUCUCUCUGGAGGCGUUACCAUUGUUGAUAGCUUGUGAUCAAAUUUCAAGUAACUGUUACAUUUGCUCUCUACUUGCACAUUUGGGUUUGGCUCUGCACACUUUUUGAUAGUUUUAUAGGAUAAGUGGAAACAGUGAGGCAGAAAUGUGUUUUUUGUUUUUUUAUGUCAACAAUUAUGAAAUUUCUUUCUUUCUAAAGCAUAGCCAUAUUUAUUAGUAGUUUAAUAAAUGGAUGAAUCUGUUAUAGCAGGAGAACCAGUGAGCUACUAAGUAAUCUAAAUGAGUCUGAAACUGACAGCUGCUCUCUCACUUCCUUAUUGGUAGCUUUGCCUGUUAGUUACUUUAUACACGCAGCUUUAAUAGCUGCACUUACAUUAUCGACGUCUUUACUGAUCUAAGGACUGUGGGAUUUUUUUUUUUUUUUUUGCUUCAUUUUUUCCACUUUCAAAGUGAACCAGAGCAAAAUGCCUCCGGCUGAUGAAGGGGACAUCAGAAAUAUUACACACAGACUUCAAUCUGUAGAAUAAAGAUUCAUGCUCUGGAGAGGAAUACCAAGAACGACCCUGGUUCAGCUCAAUGAAUAACUCAAAACAAUGACCAGCUCAGUGUUGCACAAAGACUCCAGUCAGUAGAAAUGAAGAUUCAGCAGCUGGAAUGGAAAUGAAGCAACUCUUCCUCAAAACAAACAAAGAGUUUGCAUAAACCUCACCCAGGAACUG
Messenger RNA from Poecilia latipinna (sailfin molly), 2033 nucleotides. RefSeq names its product plasmanylethanolamine desaturase 1 (gene peds1b). The record is from RefSeq and is a predicted model, not a curated record. Lineage: Eukaryota; Metazoa; Chordata; Actinopteri; Cyprinodontiformes; Poeciliidae. Bases 1 to 828 code for a protein of 275 amino acids. Gene Ontology annotation, molecular function: oxidoreductase activity. The transcript has 6 exons.